AUGGAUAAUUCAUCGAGUUUUCAACGAAUCACUCACUCUCAGGAAAAAAUGCAUCUCGAGAAAACAAUCGAAGCUGAAAUAUCUGAGGAUAACCACGUGUCGGACAGUGACGACAACGAAUAUUUUCUAUCACAUGAGACUGCAGCUUCAGAUUGUUAUGAUACAGCUGAUGAAAUUGCACUCAAUGAAGAUGAUGAAAAAAAUGAUGUAGCAGCGAAGGGGUUAGGAAUGAGAGCAAAAAAUGGCACGCAGUGGGCUGCGACACCAUCAAGUGAAGAUCAAAUCAGCUUCAUCAGCUGGCUGAUGGGUAUUCUCAAAAUCUUUAUAUUAUACUUUUUGAUCCAAGAUCGUAUGAGAGAUAAAGCUACCCCAAUAUGA
Messenger RNA from Cotesia congregata, 378 nucleotides. NCBI's taxonomy places the organism in Eukaryota, Metazoa, Arthropoda, Insecta, Hymenoptera, Braconidae. The record is from the annotation of a GenBank genome assembly.